AUGAGCAAAUCCACCACAACUUCCCUGCACAUCUGCGGCUCCACGUCUCUAUUAUCGCUCCGACUAUCUCGCGCCGCGGGCCUGCUGGUGGGAUUCCACGCCGGAUUGCGCCAGAAUCAGAACGUCUGGCGGUGGGUUCUGCAGCAAGCCCCGUGCAGAAUAGCGAGAGGGCGCUUUUUCGUGGAUGAUGUGAUUUUGGACAGUCUGGGCUGUUCGAGGGUGGUUGGUGAGGGUUUUCGUGGGUUGUUGUGUGUGUGGUCUCUGGCAAUCCUCGCUUUUCCCUAUCAGGAGAAGAGGGAUUGA
This is a messenger RNA of Histoplasma capsulatum G186AR, 303 nucleotides long. RefSeq lists its product as uncharacterized. Lineage: Eukaryota; Fungi; Ascomycota; Eurotiomycetes; Onygenales; Ajellomycetaceae. The record is from RefSeq and is a predicted model, not a curated record. Bases 1 to 303 code for a protein of 100 amino acids. The transcript has a single exon.